Messenger RNA from Zalophus californianus (California sea lion), 4206 nucleotides. It is a transcript of the gene GGA3, whose product is annotated as golgi associated, gamma adaptin ear containing, ARF binding protein 3. Lineage: Eukaryota; Metazoa; Chordata; Mammalia; Carnivora; Otariidae. The transcript is spliced from 18 exons. Gene Ontology annotation, biological process: vesicle-mediated transport; intracellular protein transport. The record is from RefSeq and is a predicted model, not a curated record. Gene Ontology annotation, cellular component: trans-Golgi network. Gene Ontology annotation, molecular function: ubiquitin binding; small GTPase binding; phosphatidylinositol binding. The coding region runs from base 21 to 2546 and encodes 841 amino acids.
UCGGCGUGCCUGAGCGAGUGAUGGGAGACGGGGGGAAAAAGCUCCGCAGGGUCCUAAAUCUGUGCGUCACACCAUUAAUCCGGGCGUUAAGUCUCUCACUCCGAGGUCCAAAGGCAAGACUCAAAAGGAAACAUUCGGCGUCUCAUUAUCCGCCGCAGUCUGACGCCACUCUCGGCGGCGGCGCGCUCUCUUCUCAGGCCCCCAUGCAGGCCCCGCCCCGACUCGUCUCUCACAGGUUCUCGCGAGAUUUGAGGCCGUUGGGCCGGCCCGGGCGGCUGCAAUAUGGCGGAGGCGGAAGGGGAGAGCCUGGAGUCCUGGCUGAUGCCCAAAUCUUGGUGAUGUCUGUGUCGGGGACGCACACACUUGAACAUCUUAACGAGUCAUUCAUAGAUAAGGCCACCAAUCCUUCCAACCGCCAGGAGGACUGGGAAUACAUAAUUGGCUUCUGUGAUCAGAUCAACAAAGAGCUUGAAGGGCCACAGAUCGCUGUCCGAUUGCUGGCCCAUAAGAUCCAGUCUCCGCAGGAAUGGGAGGCGGUCCAGGCCCUGACGGUGCUGGAGGCGUGCAUGAAGAACUGUGGGAGGAGAUUUCAUAAUGAAGUGGGAAAGUUCCGGUUUUUGAAUGAAUUAAUCAAAGUCGUCUCUCCAAAGUAUCUGGGGGACAGGGUGUCUGAGAAAGUGAAGACCAAGGUUAUCGAGCUGCUUUACAGCUGGACAUUGGCCCUGCCAGAAGAAACCAAGAUCAAGGAUGCUUACCACAUGCUGAAGAGACAGGGCAUCGUGCAGUCUGACCCACUGAUCCCUGUGGACAAGACACUGAUCCCCUCUCCGCCACCUCGUCCCAAGAACCCUGUUUUUGAUGAUGAGGAGAAAUCUAAGCUUUUAGCCAAGUUGUUGAAAAGCAAAAACCCGGAUGACCUGCAAGAGGCCAACAAGCUCAUCAAGUCCAUGGUGAAGGAAGAUGAGGCGCGGAUCCAGAAGGUGACCAAGCGUCUGCACACUCUAGAGGAGGUUAAUAACAACGUAAAGCUGCUCAAUGAGAUGCUGCUUCAUUACAGCAAAGAGGAUUCUUCGGAGGCAGAUAAAGAGCUCAUGAAGGAGCUGUUUGAUCGGUGUGAGAAUAAGAGGCGGACAUUAUUCAAACUAGCCAGUGAGACAGAGGACAAUGACAAUAGUUUGGGGGACAUCCUCCAGGCCAGUGACAACCUCUCCCGGGUCAUCAACUCUUACAAAACAAUUGUUGAAGGACAGGUUAUCAACGGUGAAGUAGCCACAUCAGCCAUGCCAGACGCUGAAGGAAACCUCUCUAGGAACCAAGGCGCUCUCAUCGACCUUGCUGAGUUGGACACACCAAGCAGCUCAUCCUCAGUGUCGGCCGCAGCCCCUGCCCCACUGUCCUCUGGCAUCCCUAUUCUCCCCCCACCCCCCCAGACCUCAGGACCUGGACGCAGCCGCUCAUCCAGCCAGGCUGAGGCCCCCCCGGGACCCAGCAGCACAGGCAACGCCCUCUGCCUGCUGGACGAGGAGCUGCUCUGCUUGGGCCUCGCCGACCCAGCCCCCACUGCUCCUCCCAGAGAGCCAGCUGCAAACAGCCAGUGGCCCCUGUUCCAGAACGAGCAGUCGGACCUGGACUUCUACAGCCCCAAGCCUGGGAGUGCUGCCUGCAGCCCCUCAGACGGACCUCUUCUCCCGCCCUCAGCACCCUCUGCAGGCAGCUCCCAGGCCCCGCUGCCUUCUCCCUUCCCAGCUCCUGUGGUUCCAGCCAGUGUGCCUGCACCCAAAGCAGGCUCCUUCUUGUUCCCGACUGGACUGGCCCCAGCCCCAUCCCCAAAGACUGAGUCCACAGCCCUUGGGUACCAUGGCUCGGCUUUGGGCGAUAGCACCCUACCGCAGCUGGAUGCCCUCGAUCAUCUUCUUGAAGAGACCAGAGUGACCUCAGGCCUCAUGAAACCCGUCUCUUCCAUCUUCUUCCCUGGGGCCACCACGUCCCCUCUGAUCCCCACCAGCACCACUGCUAGGCCUCUCCUCCCCUUCUCCCCAGGGCCUGGCAGCCCUCUCUUCCAGCCGCCUGCCUUCCAGUCCCAGGGCAGCCCCUUGAAGGGGCCAGAGCUCUCCCUGGCCAGUGUCCACGUCCCCCUGGAAUCUAUCAAACCUAGCGGCGCCCUCCCUGUGACGGCCUAUGAUAAAAACGGCUUCCGCAUCCUCUUCCACUUUGCCAAGGAGUGUCCGCCUGGCCGGCCUGACGUGCUGGUGGUGGUGGUGUCCAUGCUGAAUACGGCUCCCUUGCCUAUCAAGAGCAUCGUGCUGCAGGCCGCAGUGCCAAAGUCGAUGAAGGUGAAGUUACAGCCACCCUCUGGGACAGAGCUGUCUCCAUUUAGCCCCAUCCAGCCACCCGCAGCCAUCACCCAGGUCAUGCUGCUGGCCAACCCGCUGAAGGAGAAGGCGAGGCUUCGGUAUAGGCUGACCUUUGCCCUGGGAGAGCAGCUGAGCACAGAGGUGGGCGAGGUGGACCAGUUCCCUCCCGUGGAGCAGUGGGGUAACUUAUGACCCCAGAGGACUCCGUGUCACCACAGUGAAGCCCAGGCAGGCUGCCACGAGACAGGAGGGCUGCCUGGUCCAGUCAUCCUCCACGUCCUGACCGCAGUGCUUGGAGCUUGGAUAUGGAACAGGGGCUGUGGGCAUCACUGCUGGGAGCCGAGCUCUGCUGUGAUGCUCUCUCCCUUGGCCCCCUAAAAGGACCUGAUUUUUGUCUACCUGUGUGACUUGAACUGGCCAUGUACUGUCAGGGGUGCGGAGGGGCCCCAGACUCUGCACUAUGGCCCUGAGAACAUGGACCCAAGGCGGGAGCAGGCAUUUCCCCUCAUGCUGGCAUCCUGAUGCUAUGGGGGGGGGGGGCGGUCUCUAAAGAGACUUGGGACUCUCCCUCAAGGACCACAUCCUCACACCCCUGGAGGCCUCAGUGCCCCCCAUCACUACUCUGUGCUUCCCCUGCUGGCAGGCUCCUGCUCCCACCUCCAGGGAGGUAGGCAAAAGCCCAGUGCUCCUGAAUGGCCCUGGGCACUGAGUAAGUUGGUGUACUGCCGAAUCUCCCAACUCUGCCUUCCGUGGGCAGCAGCAUCCUGGAAUGGCCACUGGGUGAUGAGUUAUGUGCUUGUCUCUGGUGGUGGCAGGCUGUGUCCUAUGGACAUCUCAGCAGGAUGGGGAACUAGCCUGUUAGAAACAGAACUUGGCCUUGUGGCAGUCAAAACUAGGGAUACAAAGAAAAUGGAAGAGAACCAUUAUUUCCCCUUCUCUGGAAGCAGGUACUCAUAGCUUUCUGGGGAAAGUGUGCCUCCUGCCUUGGGAACAGGCCAUCCUACUCACUACCUCUUGCUUGGCAUGAAAUAAACUGCUCUUCUGCCCUUCGAGUCUCUGAAGGGGAGAACAACUCCCAUCACCCUCUGCGUCCUCCUGCUUGGGCCUCCCCCUCUUCCACCAGAUGGCCUGUGGUGUGGCAUAUGUUUGGGAACUGGAGGCCUCAGGGUCAGGCAGAUUGCACUAGACUUCUAUCCUUACCUGCUGCCCAGGAACCUUGACUAUCCCCAGCUGCUGAGGGGCAUGGCCAGUGAGAUACGGGGUCUGGAGGUGGUGAGAUUAGGGGCCAUGCCUGAAUCGAGUCACCAGACCCUAUUGCUUUGACUGCUCAGCUCCAAAAAUCUUGUCCCGGUUGCUCCAUCUACCGGGUACAACUGGGCCAGGGACUGUAGGCCUCACAGGGCACCAGGCAAGUGAGACUCACCAGCUGAGGAAAGAGCACACAGCUCACCUCAGCUCAGCUGGAUGGCACUGAGCCAUCUCUGGGGAAAGGUGGCAGAGGCCACACUCCCUAAUCCCUCUCUGCACUUUGCCAGGUUUCCUUACUCUAGCCCUUUCCCCUCUAUCUCGAGCAAGCAGGUUUCACUGCUUCAUUAGGACAGGUCGAAAGUGACUCAGUUUCACUACUUAGGAAAGAAAUCCAAGAGCUUUCCAGAGACUGGCUGCUUGCAGCCCUGGGAAGGUUUGUGGGAUUACUCUAUGGAAAUACACCUUUAUAAUAAGCUUUAGACAUUAAAAUUAUCUGAGUGUUACUACUGAGGUCACUGCUUUGUGACAAAUGGCUGUAUACAGUAUACCAACUCUGCUGCCCUUGUUUUGCUGCAUGUUAAAUAAAAAAUCAUUUCUGCCCUAC